UUUUUAAGGACAACUCUGCUCCAUUGUCCACUUCUCCAUUUGACAUUUUAGUCUGCAAAAACCAGCCAUUUUCCCCUUAUAUCAUAACAAAAACAAAGACAUCAAAUUCCAAAAUAAUCCAAAUAUGUUCUUGAAAAUCCUUUCAACAUAAUAUCUAUUGUUUUUUUCUUCAUUAUAUGAACAAAAAAGACAUAGAAAAUCUUGUAAAAAUGGGUGGUGCAGCAUCAACAAUUGCAGCAAAGUUAGCAUUUUUUCCACCAGAGCCAUCAUAUCAAGUUGAUUUAGAUGAGCAAACACAAAAGCUAAAACUGUUAGGUGUUCCUCAAAGUGAAAAGGGUGAAGUUUCAAUUCUGCAAACAAAGAGAGGUCAUUAUAUUUUUGCAGUUUUUGUAAGAAACAAAGCUGCAACUUUGACACUUCUUUAUUCUCAUGGUAAUGCUGCUGAUAUUGGCCAAAUGUUCCAGUUUUUCGUCGAACUUAGUGUUCGAUUACGCGUUAAUGUCAUGGGAUAUGAUUAUGCUGGAUAUGGAAGGUCUAAUGGAGAGCCAAGUGAGCAAAAUACAUAUGCUGAUAUAGAAGCUGUAUACAAAUGUUUAAAAGAGAUUUAUGAAGUGAAGGAAGAAGACAUUAUAUUAUAUGGACAAUCAAUAGGAAGUGGUCCAACUCUUGAAUUGGCCACAAAAUUGCCUAAAAUUAAGGCUGUAAUUCUGCAAAGUGCAAUACUUUCUGGACUUCGAGUUAUGUACCGUAUAAAGUAUUCUCUCUGGCUUGACAUAUACAAGAAUAUUGACAAAAUCCCAUAUGUCAGUUGUCCCAUUCUUGUGAUUCAUGGUACAGAAGAUGAAGUAGUUGAUAUUUCACAUGGUAAAAAACUUUGGGAGCUCAGUAAAAUGAAAUACGAGCCCUUAUGGAUAAAUGGAGGAAAUCACUGUGACUUACAAGUCUUUCCUCAGUUCUUUACUCAUCUCAAAAAGUUCAUAACUUCAGUGGAAAGACAAUCAGAUUGCCAAACUAUUGAGGAAAGUAUAAUUGACUUAAAUUAUACUCUUGAUAUUACAAAUGAAAUUAAGUGCAGACCAAGUAUUGAAGAGAUAGAGAAAUCAAGAAUCAGUACUGAACAUAAAGAGAUCAUUGCAAUAAGGCCUAGCACAGACAAAAGAGUACUAAAGCCAAGAAUUAGUGUUGACAAGAGGGAAAAACCAAGAAAAAGCAUGGAUUACUUUGGAAAAUCAAGAAUUAGCACUGAUCUAGCUGAGAGGGGGAGAAACAGCAUUGAUCGGUUUGGAGAUAUGAUGAGAUCAGUAGCAUAUUGCAAUAUUGACUGUUUGAAGCAGACACUAUCUGAGGAGGACUAAUACAAUCAAAGUCUUUAAGUUGUUACUCAUAUUAGUGUCUGCAAAAGCAAUUUUUGGCUGUUCUUUCCCUUUGUUUGAAUUUCUGUUAAUCCUUGGAGCAACAGUAAAGUUGUCUCCGUGUGAUCUAUAGGUCAGGGGUUCGAGCUGUGGAAGCGGCCACUAAUGUUUGCAUUAGGGUAGGUUGUCUACAUCACACCCUUUAGGGUACGACCCUUCAUCGGACUCUACAUAAAUACGGAAUGCUUUGUGCACUGGACUGCCCUUUUUUUCUUUUCCUUUCUUGUGUAAAAUGUGACUGGCACACUACAACAAAAGCAAAAGGAAAAAAAAGAAGAGAUCUGUAAAGGAAAGAAAGGUGAAAUUGAAGCCAUUUGCAUAAUGUAUGGUAUACAUUGAAUAUUAUUUCAUUACCUACAUGUUUGUGAUUUGAA
Messenger RNA from Nicotiana attenuata, 1786 nucleotides. RefSeq names its product protein ABHD17C-like. Bases 177 to 1355 code for a protein of 392 amino acids. Lineage: Eukaryota; Viridiplantae; Streptophyta; Magnoliopsida; Solanales; Solanaceae. The transcript is spliced from 6 exons. The record is from RefSeq and is a predicted model, not a curated record.